Messenger RNA from Penicillium diatomitis, 1560 nucleotides. Its product is annotated as 6-phosphogluconate dehydrogenase, decarboxylating. Gene Ontology annotation, molecular function: NADP binding; phosphogluconate dehydrogenase (decarboxylating) activity. Lineage: Eukaryota; Fungi; Ascomycota; Eurotiomycetes; Eurotiales; Aspergillaceae. Gene Ontology annotation, biological process: pentose-phosphate shunt, oxidative branch; pentose-phosphate shunt. The record is from RefSeq and is a predicted model, not a curated record. The transcript has a single exon. The coding region runs from base 1 to 1560 and encodes 519 amino acids. Gene Ontology annotation, cellular component: cytosol.
AUGCCAUCCGCAUCCGCUGAUCCCACGAAAAACUUCAAGCGCAUCGGAGUCGUAGGGGUCGGGAGUAUGGGCUCCAUGAUGGCCUUUGCCUUCUCCGAGCUGGGUCUGGACGUAUCUGUCUGGGACGUGGACAAGAGAAAUGUUGAAAAAGUCAUGGAUUGGACGAAAAAGUCGACUACGAUGAAAGGCAAGAUCCAGGGCUUUACCGACAUCAAUGAAUUCACCCGCAGUCUCGAGGGUCAGGGAAUCGGGAAACUCUUCAUGUUCUCCAUCACCCACGGCGAGCCCGCGGACUCGGUCCUGAAACUGAUCAAACCGGAUCUAAAAUCAGGCGAUAUUAUCCUGGAUGGAGGCAAUGAGAAUUAUCGUCGCACCGAACGGCGACAGAGGGAAUGUCAGGAUAUCGGCGUACACUGGAUCGGGAUGGGCGUGUCUGGUGGAUAUCAGUCUGCUCGACGGGGUCCGAGUCUGUCGCCCGGAGGUGAUGCCAAAGCCUUGGAGCUGGUCAUGCCGCUUCUGGAGGCCUACUCUGCCAAGGAUCCCAAGUCGGGCGCACCGUGUGUGACUCGCAUUGGACCCGGCGGAUCUGGCCACUUUGUGAAGAUGGUGCAUAAUGGCAUCGAGGGCGGCAUGCUCUCAGCCCUGGCCGAGACAUGGUCAUACAUGCACUACGGCCUGGGGAUGGACUAUGAGCAGAUUGGCGAUGUCUUCACGCAAUGGAACUCUCAGGGCGAAUUACGCAACAACUUCCUGAUUCGGAUCGGAGCCGACAUCAUGCGAAUCAAGAAGACGAAGAAGGGCGACUGGCUUGGCGAGGGCACCAGCGACAGCGAUGGCUAUGUGCUGGACGACGUCCUUGACAAGGUCGUUCAAGACGACGACGGCACCGAGGGAACGCCUCUUUGGUCCCUGAUGGAAUCUGCUUCUCGACACGUUUCUACUCCCACCCUCGCCGCAGCACACUACAUGCGCAUCGCCAGCGGAAACCGCGCCGAGCGCGUCGAAGUCGCCAAGAAGAUCCAGGUGCCGGGUCCUCGACCGAUGGAGAAUAUCAAAGACCGCGCCACGGUCCUUGAGAAGCUCCGGAAAGCCGUCUACUGCACUUUCCUAUCAUCUUUCUGCCAGGGCUUGGAGCUCAUCGCCCGAGCUUCCAAGGAUGAAGGCUGGGCCGUCAACAUGGGAGACUGUCUGCAGAUCUGGCGCGCAGGUUGUAUCAUCCAGUCCGAUUACAUCGCAGACCUGUUGCAACCGGCCCUGACGGCCAACAAGCACAUUAUGAACUUGAAGUUCAUCGACGAGGUUGCCCAGGAGCUGCACAAUAAUCUGCCGGCUUUGAAGACGAUUGUCAUGGAAGGAAUCAUGUACGAUCAGUACAUUCCGGCCCUGUCGGCAACUUUGGAUUAUGUCAAGUACUCUGGAGGAACUGCCUUGCCGACCAAGUUCAUGGAGGCCCAGAUGGAUUACUUUGGUGCGCAUGGCUACAAUAAGCCGGGUGUGCCUGGAGAAGAUCCCGGUCCGACUCACAAGGGUUCGCAUCAUUAUGAAUGGAAGCCCGCGUGA